UCAGAAACAUCAGCGGCUUCACCCUCCUUUUAAAAAAUAAUAACAAAAAUACAAAACAAGAAGAAGACGAGUCUGUCGACACCUUCAUAAACACUCGAAACUGAAAAUAGAUUUUUUAAAAAAGUUAAAUCAAAUGGUACAGAAAAGUAGUAUGUCCAGGACGCCUUCGACCUCAACCCAGGAGAUCCAAAUGGACAUGUUCGACCAUCAUCCACACACACAGGGGAAGUACGGCAAGAGGAAGAGCCGAUUCAAGCGCUCGGACGGAAGCACCUCCUCUGACACCACCUCGAACAGCUUUGUCCGACAGGGCUCUGCGGACUCCUACACAAGCCGACCAUCGGACUCAGACGUGUCUCUGGAGGAGGACCCAGAGGCUCUGAGAAAAGAGGCCGACAGACAGGCCCUCGCCACGCUCGAGAAAGCAAAGACCAAACCGGUUGCUUUUGCUGUGCGGACAAAUGUUGGUUACAACCCCGGACCCAGUGAUGAUGUUCCUGUGCAGGGCAUGGCCAUAUCCUUCGAAGCCAAAGACUUCUUGCACAUUAAAGAGAAAUACAACAAUGACUGGUGGAUCGGACGUCUGGUGAAGGAGGGCUGUGAGGUGGGCUUCAUCCCCAGCCCGGUCAAGCUGGAGAACACCCGCCUGCUGCAGGAGCAGAAGAUGAGACAAAACCGACUCAGCUCCAGUAAAUCUGGAGGAAGCUCCAGUCUGGACGUUGCCACGGGAACCCGCAGGCCCACCCCACCUGGCACAGGUCACGUGGACAUGUCCACCGUGACCUUUGACGUUGACCCACUCGACCUGGAUGCCGAGGAGCCCCAGGGUGACCCUCGCUCCACCAAGGGCAUGUCAGGCAGCGUAACAUCCCCUCAGGCCAACGCCCACCGACUGCCCUUCUUUAAGAAGAUGGAGCACGUUCCCCCCUAUGACGUGGUUCCCUCCAUGAGACCCAUCAUCCUCGUCGGGCCGUCACUUAAAGGAUAUGAGGUAACAGACAUGAUGCAGAAAGCACUCUUUGACUUUCUGAAACACAAGUUUGAGGGCAGGAUAUCCAUCACACGAGUGACAGCCGACAUCUCCCUGGCCAAACGUUCAGUCCUCAACAACCCCAGCAAACACACCAUCAUCGAGCGCUCGAGUACCCGCUCCAGCCUGGACGUUCUGGCGGAGGUGCAGAGUGAGAUUGAGCGUAUCUUUGAACUGGCACGCACUCUCCAGCUGGUCGCUCUGGAUGCAGACACCAUCAACCACCCCUCUCAGCUGUCGAAGACCUCCCUGGCUCCCAUCAUUGUCUACAUCAAAAUAGCCUCACCUAAGGUCCUCCAGAGGCUCAUCAAAUCGAGGGGGAAGUCUCAGGCUAAACACCUCAAUGUGCAGAUGGUGGCAGCAGACAAGUUGGCCCAGUGCCCACCAGAAUUGUUUGACAUCAUCCUGGACGAGAACCAGCUGGAGGACGCCUGCGAACACCUGGCUGACUACCUGGAGGCCUACUGGAAGGCGACACACCCCCCGAGCAGCAAUCCUCCCAACCCCCUGCUCAACCGUACAAUGGCCACGGCGGCCCUGGCCGCCUCCCCUGAGCCCGUGUCCAACCUGCAGGUACAGGUGCUCACCUCCCUGCGCAGAAAUAGGGAUAUGUGGCCCGACAUGGAAAGCGCCAUAGCCAACGAGGGGAAAGAGGAAGAACACGCUCUCUGAAGUCCCGCAGAAAG
Molecule: messenger RNA, 1716 nt
Organism: Pseudoliparis swirei
Lineage: Eukaryota; Metazoa; Chordata; Actinopteri; Perciformes; Liparidae
Gene: cacnb1
Product: calcium channel, voltage-dependent, beta 1 subunit
Exons: 14
Coding region: 134-1702 (522 amino acids)
Biological process (GO): regulation of voltage-gated calcium channel activity; chemical synaptic transmission; neuromuscular junction development
Cellular component (GO): voltage-gated calcium channel complex
Molecular function (GO): high voltage-gated calcium channel activity; protein binding
Source: RefSeq, a predicted model, not a curated record